Hyaloperonospora brassicae is the source of this 1050-nucleotide messenger RNA. The record is from the annotation of a GenBank genome assembly. NCBI's taxonomy places the organism in Eukaryota, Oomycota, Peronosporomycetes, Peronosporales, Peronosporaceae.
AUGCUCGUGGGUCUGUGGCGACGGACGUCUCCGGCCCUGUCGAGAGGCUUCACGUCGGCCGCACGGAAGCAAACGGUAACCGCUGCAGCGUCUGCGAAUACGAACCGCUUCUACUAUGACCGAAUCAAGCGCAAGUAUCCCGUGACGAGGAAGGCGCUGACCUCUGAGUUGAUCGACCGUGCGACGCAGUACUUGGAAGGCAGAGGGCUGAGUCGGGCUCAGGCGCUACGUGCGAUCUCGCAGCAUGUGAUGUUGGUGAACUACUCGGAGGAACUCAUGGAGAGCAAGGUGUCGUGGUUUCGCGACGUGGGUCUGUGCCACGACAAGAUCAAUGCGAUCAUCAUGCGCCAUCCGAACAUCUUGGGCAUUUCGAUCGACAAGUACGAAGCGCUCGUCAAGUGGUACCUCUCGCACGGUGUCGCUCACGACAAGAUUCCCUAUCUAUUCAGCAUGUUCCCACAGGGAGUGUCGUACAGCGUCCAGGAAAACUUGGAUCCGAAAGUCGACCUAUUGCGAGAAAUAGGAUGCACUGACAAGCACAUCACGAGCGCGCUGACGAGGUCGCCGCAGAUCUUUACCCUCAGCGUCGACCGACUGCGGAGCAAAGCAGAUUAUCUGGUACAGUUGGGUGUACCGCGCGAGCGCUUGCCGCACAUUGUGUCGUCGGUCCCUGAGUGCCUCGCGCUGACUGUAUCCCGACUCAAAGAAACGGUAGACGCAAUGGACGAGAUGUUUGGUGCUGGCGCUGGUCUCCGGGCUCUGCUGUGCAACUGUCGUAUCGUCAUGAGCAACAUCAGCGUCAUGCGCGAAUCAUUCGACUUCUUGAUUUCGGUAGGCUUUACCAAGGAACGGCUGGAGAAGAACACGCGAUAUAUCGUGCGCAGCGUCGAUCGCUGCCUGCGCCCGCGCGUGCAGUACCUCAACACAAAGCGUGUGGACGUCGUGAGUGACAUCACGUGGAUUCUGAUGCCGGAAGUUCUCUUCAUCGAGAAGUAUCCGGACUAUGCUGCGUUCGGGACGGCGAUGAAAGCUGCUCGCAAGAAGAAAUAG